Molecule: messenger RNA, 3000 nt
Organism: Haliotis rufescens (red abalone)
Lineage: Eukaryota; Metazoa; Mollusca; Gastropoda; Lepetellida; Haliotidae
Product: nucleoporin Nup43-like
Exons: 8
Coding region: 26-1138 (370 amino acids)
Cellular component (GO): nuclear pore outer ring
Molecular function (GO): protein binding
Source: RefSeq, a predicted model, not a curated record
UGUGUGGAGUACAGGUGCCGGGAAAAUGGCUGAAUUCAACGUAAAGUUUGUCGGGCAAAAAUUAAGCAAAAUUCGAUGGCGACCUACGCAAUCACAGUCCAUUAUACAAUCAGAUGUAUUUGCCACGGGGAGCUGGGAUGACGAGGACAACAAGAUCCGUCUGUGGAGUCUGGAACAACUCAGUCGGGAUGACAGGGAGGGUCCUGGCAGUGUGCUGGACAGCGAGCCACACGAGUUGUGCAGCGUCACACAGAGAGGGGACGUCACAGACCUCAGUUUUAUAACGAAUGACCACAUAGCAGCAGCAUCUUCAACUGGAAAUGUAGCUAUAUAUCGCCACCAUAUCAACUCACAGACCCUGAGUGUGGCCCACAGCUGGGACGAUGUCCAUCACUUGGCGGCAGGGUCAUGUUCCUGCACUUGUUUAACAACUAAGGGAGACGAUGUAGUUGUAUCUGGUGGAGAGGAUGGAAGGAUUGUCGUUCUGAAUGUCAACCGGAGGCAACCAGAGAGAGUCAUUGAAUCUGCUGACAGUUGUACUAUAAAUGCCAUCACGUUUCUGAAACAGACAGAGGUUAUCACCGUCAAUUCCUUUGGACAGUUGAAGAUAUUUGACUUUCGACAGAACACUGCAGUUCCAACAAGAACCUACACAGUGACAGAAGAACACAGCUCACUGCAGUGUGUGGCUAAGCACCCUGGUCAGGCCCACAUUGUGGCCACAGGGGGCCAGGACGGGAUGCUGACAAUCUGGGACCUCCGUCAGGACAAGUUUCCCAUGACAUUGCUAGAGGCCCACAGUGCCACCAUGUGGGAGGUGAAGUUCCAUCCCCACAACCCAGACCAUCUGUUCACCUGCUCAGAUGAUGGCUCAGUCUGGCACUGGGAUGGGACGUCUGUCAGGGGCAGCGCAUCUACUUCAUCGUUUGUGUCAGGGUUACGAGGAGACAGUGCCAGCAGCACGGGACACAUCAGCUCGUGGCUGAACCUGGACUCCGCCCGGCAGAAGCUGGAGAUCACCUCCCUCCUCCCCACGAGGUCACUUCCUGUCAACUCCCUCGAUAUAGACCGCGAUACCCUCCUGUGUGGUACAGACAGUGAGACCCUCUACACUAUCUCCUUGCCAGGCCUGGUGUAGAGCUUCUCACUAACCAAGUCCUAAAUGCCAUAUCACUACCCGAGUCCCUAACCCAUCUCACUACCCCAUCUCACUACCCAGUCCCUACCCCCAUCUCACUACCCCCAUCUCACUACCCGGUCCCUACCAACCAUCUCACUACCCAGGUCCCUACCCCCCAUCACACUACCCCAUCUCACUACCCAGGUCCCUACCCCCCAUCACACUACCCCAUCUCACUACCCAGGUCCCUAACCCCAUCUCACUACCCCCAUCCCACUACCCAGGUCCCUAACCCCAUCUCACUACCCCCAUCUCACUACCCGGUCCUUACCCACUUCUCACUACCCCCAUCUCACUACGCAGGUCCCUAACCCCAUCUCACUACCCCCAUCUCACUACCCGGUCCCUACCCCCAUCUCACUACCCAGGUCCCUAACCCCAUCUCACUACCCCCAUCUCACUACCCAGUCCCUACCCCCAUCUCACUACCCCCAUCUCACUACCCGGUCCCUACCAACCAUCUCACUACCCAGGUCCCUACCCCCCAUCACACUACCCCAUCUCACUACCCAGGUCCCUACCCCCCAUCACACUACGCCAUCUCACUACCCAGGUCCCUAACCCCAUCUCACUAUCCCCAUCCCACUACCCAGGUCCCUAACCCCAUCUCACUACCCCCAUCUCACUACCCGGUCCUUACCCACUUCUCACUACCCCCAUCUCACUACGCAGGUCCCUAACCCCAUCUCACUACCCCCAUCUCACUACCCGGUCCCUACCCCAAUCUCACUACCCAGUCUUACCCCCAUCUCACUACUCAAAUCUCACUACCCAAAUCUCACUACCAAGUCCUACCCCAAUCUCACUACCCAGGCCCUACCCCCAUCUCACUACCCAGGUCCCUACCCCCAUCUCACUACCCAGUCCCUACCCCAAUCUCACUACCCAGUCCUACCCCCAUCUCACUGUCCAGGCACUACCCCCAUCUCACUACCUAGUCCCUACCCCCAUCUUACUACCCCCAUCUCACUACCAAGGCCCUACCCCCAUCUCACUACCCAGUCCCUACCCCCAUCUCACUACCCAGGCCCUACCCCCAUCUCACUACCAGUGUCCCUAACCCAUCUCACUACCCAGUCCCUACCCCAUCUCACUACCCAGUCCCUACCCCCAUCUCACUACCCAGGCCCUACCCCAUCUCACUACCCAGUCCCUACCCCAUCUCACUACCCAGUCCCUACCCCCAUCUCACUACCCAGUCCCUACCCCCAUCUCACUACCCAGUCCCUACCCCCAUCUCACUACCAGUGUCCCUAACCCAUCUCACUACCCAGUCCCUACCCCAUCUCACUACCCAGUCCCUACCCCAAUCUCACUACCCAGGCCCUACCCCAUCUCACUACCCAGGCCCUACCCCAUCUCACUACCAGUGUCCCUAACCCAAUCUCACUGCCCAGGCCCUACCCCCAUCUCACUACCUAGUCCCUACCCCCAUCUCACUACCCGUAUCUCACUACCCAGACCCUACCCCAAUCACACAACCCCAGCCCCACCUCCGUCUCACUACCCAGGCCCUACCCAAUCUCACUACCCAGACCCUACCCCCAUCGCACUACCCAAUCCCUACCACAUCCCAUUGCCCAAGUCCCUACCCUAUCACACAACCCUAGCACAACCUCCGUCUCACUACCCAAAUCCCUGCCCCUAUUUCCACACCCUCAUCUCACUACCCCUAUUUCAUUACCCCCAUCUCACCGCCCCAGUACACCAUCGUCAUGUAUAGGAUAACCAUUGUCAUGUAUAGGAUAUUAUUUUGAACUAAUGUUGUGUAUGUUCAUUGUAUAUGAUCAACUGCUAAAAUAAAUGUUUUCUACUAUCAA